AUGCUGCUUAAAGUUGUUCGACGUAUCACUGCUCUUUUUUUCCUUGUGAAGAUAGUACAAUUGACUAUAGUUUAUUGCACUCCUCGUCAAUUUGAUACAUCUUCUCAUAUAAUUUUGAGUUCAAAUAUUGAUUCUAAAUUUGCAUUUAUCCACACAGCUAGUUCCUAUGGCAUACCCAAGGUACUCGCAUUAACAUUUACUGACAUUUUGGACAAAUUUGUAGUAUGGGAUAAUGUUUAUUUUUCUGACUUGUUUGUCAAUGACAUUAAAUUUGAACAUCAAUACGUAUUUUGUCCUCUUUGGUGGCGCUUUGUUAAAUAUAUUGGAGAUCAUACCAAGGGUGACUUCUACACGGUACUAUUCAUUGGUACAAUUAUUGCCAACUUGUGUCAUUAUUUAUCAUGCAUUGUGUUGUAUUUCUUCACACUAGAAACUUUUGCUAGAUCCAAAUUUUUCAAUCAUACGAACUUGGUUAAACUCUCUGAAAGGACAAGUUUAUUAUACGUGCUAUCCCCUGCUGGAAUAUUCUUAACUACUUCAUGUUCAGAAUCACCGUGUGCCCUUUUAACUUUCAUUGGGCUUUAUAUAAGAGAAAUUUCCUUGGACUAUAAUAGUUUUGAUUUGAUAAAUUCCAAAGUUUCAGUACGAAAUCCUAUUACUUACAUCAUAUCUGGAAUUAUAUUUGCCAUAUCAUAUGGAAUUAGAGCAAAUUCAGUACUACUUGGAGUUCUUUAUUUGUAUGAUCUUUACAAAUUUUUCAUAGUAAAUCAAAAUAUGAAGGACUCUAUAUUAUCAUUGAUAGCAGGAUCGAAUAUGUUCAUAGCGAUAGUUAUAUCUACUUGGUUUCCCUACAUGGUAUUUUGCCCCAAUGGUAGAGGAGAAUGGUGUGACAGUUACUUCCCACUGCUCUUUCUGUAUGCACAAUCACAUUAUUGGAAUAAUGGAUUUAUGAAAUAUUGGACCCCUAAUAAUAUACCUAAUUUCAUAUUUGCAUUACCAACAAUCAUUCUUACAGUUUUUGCAUUACAAUUCUACAUUGUAAGAUAUCCCUUUAAGAAUAUCCUUCCAAUAUUAUUUGUCAACAUCUUAUUACUUAUCGGGGGUAUCUUUUGGUGGCACACACAAAUCUUAACAAGAAUCUCCUCAUUCUUACCAUUGAUAUAUUGGUACAUUGCCAGCUUAGGAUUACUUAAUGUAGGUCAGGACGAGAUUAAAGUAUACCAUUGGUCAGUUAGAUACUUCAUAAUUUGGUCCCUUUUACAAACGGGAUUAUUCGCAGCAUUUCUUCCUCCAGCUUAA
This is a messenger RNA of [Candida] anglica, 1299 nucleotides long. The record is from the annotation of a GenBank genome assembly. NCBI's taxonomy places the organism in Eukaryota, Fungi, Ascomycota, Pichiomycetes, Serinales, Debaryomycetaceae.